AUGCCACCACGCGUCGCACUUGUCACAGGAGCCAACUCCGGCAUCGGUUUCGCCAUUUCCAAAGCCCUCACAGCUGUCAAAGAUGAAUUCACGGUCAUCAUGACUGGCCGAACGCUGGCCAAGGUCGAAAGUGCGCGCAAGGAGAUCGAGGUCGGUGAUUUGGCCGUUGCACAGCUCGACACCACCGAUGAGCUGUCCAUUGCGAACUGUGUAUCAUUUGUGCAGGAAGAGUUUGGCAGAUUGGAUGUUCUCAUCAACAACGCUGGCGUCGCUCCAGAGGGCCCAGAUCUAGGCAAUAUCUAUCGGACCACACUCACCACCAAUGUCAUUGGCCCGGCCUUGGUCUCGGCCGCCUUUCGACCACUGUUGCUGAAGUCGUCCAAUCCUUACUCCGUCUACAUCAGCAGUAUGACAGGUUCGCUCGGUCUGAUCUCGGAUCCAAAAUCCUACAUGCGCAUCACCGGAGCUGGCUCGCCUGCAUAUCGCGCGAGCAAGGCCGCAUUGAACAUGGUCAUCUUGCACGAGCAGCUCGAAGUGGCCUCGACGAAUUUGAAGAUCUUCGCAUUGUGUCCGGGAUUCGUGGUGUCCAAUUUGCGAGGGACCAGCAAAGAAGCUCGUGAAGCGGGCGGCCGGGCGGGCGACCCCGCAGAGUCGGCAUCGGCGGUGCUCUCAAUCCUCCACGGCGAGCGAGAUGCGGACGCUCAGAAGAUGAUCCACAAGGAUGGUACACAUCCCUGGUAA
Molecule: messenger RNA, 741 nt
Organism: Exophiala bonariae
Lineage: Eukaryota; Fungi; Ascomycota; Eurotiomycetes; Chaetothyriales; Herpotrichiellaceae
Exons: 2
Coding region: 1-741 (246 amino acids)
Biological process (GO): secondary metabolic process
Cellular component (GO): cytoplasm
Molecular function (GO): oxidoreductase activity
Source: RefSeq, a predicted model, not a curated record